Macrosiphum euphorbiae (potato aphid) is the source of this 2817-nucleotide messenger RNA. Lineage: Eukaryota; Metazoa; Arthropoda; Insecta; Hemiptera; Aphididae. The record is from the annotation of a GenBank genome assembly.
AUGUUCGGUCUCGGGUGUAGUGUGCAAAAGAAACCUGCGUACCGACAGCAGGACGAUGUGCACAUGGUGGUCAGAAGCAGCAGGAGUCAUGGUGCUUCAAUUGCCGGCGUCCGCAGGAAACGCGGCCAUCACCCAAAAUUUAGCGCGAACACUCAGAUGGACAACGACGUCACCCCGGUUUACUUGGCCGCACAAGAGGGACACCUGGAAGUACUCAAAUUCCUCGUGCUCGAGGCAGGUGGUUCGCUGUACGUCCGAGCCAAAGACGGCAUGGCCCCAGUGCACGCCGCCGCUCAAAUGGGAUGUCUCAACUGUUUGAAAUGGAUGGUCAGAGAUCAAGGAGUCGACCCGAACCUCAGAGAUGGUGAUGGUGCAACAGCGUUACAUUUCGCCGCGAGCAGAGGUCACGUUGACACGGUGCGGUGGUUGUUGAGGCACGGCGCCAACCUAGUCGUCGACAAAUACGGGAAGAGCCCAAUCAACGACGCAGCGGAAAAUCAUCAGAUGGAGUGUCUGAACAUAUUGGUGCAACAUGGUACGAUGCCAGAUUAUCACGACGAGAAAAAGAACGGCAGGUUGUUAGGCUGUACGUGUCGAAAAGAAGAACCGAAAACACGAUGCUCGUUUGCCGAUUGCGUCAACUACAAGAAGAGCCAGGAACCGUUUUACCUGCAUCCCCCGUCGGCGGUGGGCGGUCAUCAGCACCAGCACCAGCAACAACAGCAGCAGCAACAGCAUAACGGGACCGGACGCGGCAAGGUGGCCGUCAAAGACGGUCUGUACGUCGUGAAAACGCCACCACCACCGCCGCCGCCGAUGCAACAGCAGCAACAGCAGUUUUGCAAAGUCAACUCGGCGGCGUCAUUGCUGCAGGCCGUCGAACCGGUCAGACCGCCGCAGCCGCAGGGACCGUUUUACCUGCACAACCCGAACGGAGUGAUCGACGACCCGGUGAAGGACAUAUUCGCGACGGACAAGACCGCGGCAAAGACAGCGUCGUACGUGACCACGGCCGCUCCUCCGCCGCCACCUCUGCCGGCCAUUGGCCUCAACACCAUGACCGUCAAAGUGGAGGUGCACAGCAGCAACAGCAGCUCCGGCGCCGGAUCGGACGAGAACCUCAGCUCGUCGUCGUCGGAUCGGGGCAGCGACCAGGGCACGGCGGCCGGUGAGAACGACUACGAGGACAUUUACGAGGUGAGGCAGCGGGCCGAAGGCGUAGGUCUUCUGCACCACGCGCAGCAUCACCACCGCGGCAAAGAGUCCAAGAGCCCCAGUCGGGACUCGGGUAGCCACAGCCGGUCCGGAUCCAUGAGCUCCACGGGCAGCGGAGGCGGCGGCACAACCGGAGUCGUCGGUUCGUCCGUGGUCGUGCUCCACACUAGCAGUGGAGGUGGCGUCAGCGACGGCACGUUGGUCAACUCAUCGUGUGCGACAAUCACCAACGUCACUGUCAACGGCUCGCCAGACAUGACCGAAUGCUACGAGACCGUCGGCGUAAUGACGCCAGAGUCGGGAGUGUCGAGCGGCUCGCCGUCGGACGUGAGCCAUUCGGCCGAAGACUCGGACCCGGAGCUGCCGGGCCAACACCACCAUCAUACGUUGCCGCUGCACGCGGCCGUUCACCACCACAAGGAACGGACGCCGCUGAAGCGCGUGGUGUCGGAACCGGCGGCGGGCGUGUGUCCUCCACCGCCCCCGCCCCCCAUGCCCGUCAACGAUUUCCACGGACAGGUGUACGUGUACGUGCAACAGCAGUCAGUCCGCAAUUCGAGAGAAUCUUCGGAUGGUGGAGGGGCGUUGGCUACGGCGAUGACUGGACCUCAGCAACCAGCAGCGUUCAUUCCACCAAAGUUCCCGGCCACGGGCGUUCAUGACAUAGGACUCAUCAAACCCUCAGAGUACCUGAAGAGCAUCGUCGGCGGCGGCGUGGGCGGCAAUACCGGUGACCCGAACGAAGUUAUCAGGCCGGCGAACGUGCCUUUGCACAGGACCAAGUCCGAACUGUCUGUGGCCGUCCAACACCAACAGCAGCACCAGCAACAGCCGUUGGCCGCUAUCAGCAUACACGACUUGCACAGCGUACAGCUCAAGAAAACGCCAGGCACCGUGAAGAUCAUGCAGAACAACAACAACAACAAUAACGAAGUGGACAAGCAAUCUGGUGUCGUGCCUCCGUUACAAGCACAAAGGCAAGAUCUGAUAGCAGAAUUAAAAAUGUCCAAAGAUAUUAACGGCAUUAAAAAGAUGAAAGUGGAAAAAGUCAAAAUGGACGAGAUGAGCGAAAAACAAAAGAUCAACGAGAUCACCAAACAGUUGUCGCCCGACAAUAUAAUAGAUCAGAUCCCGGAAAAGGACGCCAACGGUAAUGUGAUACCCGCGUGGAAGCGUCAGAUGAUGGCAAAAAAGGCAGCGGAAAAAGCACGAAAGGACAUGGAGGAGGAGCUUAGCCGGCAGGCCGAGGAAAAGCGUUUGCAAUCUCUGCCGCCGUGGAAACGGCAAUUGAUGCAAAACAAGAGACAAGACGACAAGCUGUCGACCAAUGGGAAACCACCACCAGCUUUCGUGGGCAAGGUGACGUUUGCCGAAUCUGCGGCGGACGGUCAAAACAAGGAAAACGAUCAGCCGGCAGUGGAAGAUGAACCAGUGGCGGAGACGGAAGAGAAACCCACGGCGCCACAGGCUCCUUUGCAGCCACAGCAAAUAGUCUCCAACAACAACGCAAAAGACUCCGACGGGGACGAGGGUCUUGCCAAAAUCAUUCCGUGGAGAGCUCAGUUGAGGAAGACCAACAGCACUCUCAAUCUUUUAGAGUAA